Molecule: messenger RNA, 7350 nt
Organism: Scomber japonicus (chub mackerel)
Lineage: Eukaryota; Metazoa; Chordata; Actinopteri; Scombriformes; Scombridae
Gene: apc
Product: APC regulator of WNT signaling pathway
Biological process (GO): nervous system development; negative regulation of canonical Wnt signaling pathway; pattern specification process
Cellular component (GO): beta-catenin destruction complex; catenin complex; cytoplasmic microtubule
Molecular function (GO): beta-catenin binding; microtubule binding; gamma-catenin binding
Source: RefSeq, a predicted model, not a curated record
GCAGCUCCACAACACAGAGGCCGAGUUAGUUGAACUUCUCUCGGACUUUGUUGAACUCUUUUCCCGCUCUGACCGGAGACAUGAGAGGGUCCCGCCGGUACCGGCUGGUGUAACGGCUGAGUGUUCCCGGUGGUGUUCCCGUGAAGCCUCCGGUUGAAGAGGACUUUCUACCGGGAGGUCAGCUCCAGGAUGGCAGCAGCGUCCUACGACCAGCUGCUGAGGCAGGUGGAGGUUUUAAAGAUGGAGAACUCAAACCUGCGACAGGAACUACAAGACAACUCUAAUCACCUGACCAAGCUGGAGACGGAGGCCUCCAACAUGAAGGAAGUGCUGAAGCAGCUGCAGGGCACCAUAGAAGAAGAGUCUGGGGAGACAACGGGAUCUCAGCUGGAACUCAUCGAGAGACUGAAAGAGAUGAGCCUGGAGUCAGCAGGAUUGAAGCCCAGGACGAGGCCUCCUCUUCCCCCUUCGUCCUCGUCCAGUUCGGCCUCGUCUGGUUCUGGGACUCCUGGAGCAGCUGGAGGCUCCGCAGCUGCAUCCGUCCCCAGGAGAGGGCUGCCGUCUGCGGGCAGAGACAGCCACGACCGCUGCCUGGAGGAGCUGGAGAAGGAGAGGUCUCUGCUGCUGGCUGAGCUGGAGAAGGAGGAGAAGGAGAAGGACUGGUACUACGCUCAGUUACAGAACCUGACCAAGAGGAUCGACAGCCUGCCGCUCACCGAGAACUUCACUCUACAGACUGACAUGAGUCGCCGUCAGUUGGAGUUUGAAGCUCGACAGAUUCGAUCAGCGAUGGAGGAACAGCUCGGAUCCUGCCAGGAGAUGGAGAGGAGAGCUCAGGCUCGGGUUUCUCGUAUUCAGCAGAUAGAGAAAGACAUUCUGAGGCUGGGAGCUCGUCUGCAGGUGGAGGAAUCUCCGGGGCCGAGUGACAGCAGUGUAUUAGCUGCAGCUCAGAGCUCCAGCAGCCGAUUGGACCACGAACCGGCCAAUGAGACGAGCUACUCUGUGCCUCGACGAAUCACCAGCCACCUGGGAACCAAGGUGGAGAUGGUGUACAGUCUUCUGUCCAUGUUGGGGACUCACGAUAAGGACGACAUGUCGCGGACGCUGCUCGCCAUGUCCAGCUCUCAGGACUCGUGUAUCGCGAUGCGUCAGUCCGGCUGCCUGCCGCUGCUCAUCCAGCUGUUGCACGGCAACGACAAAGACUCCCUGUUGCUCGGUAACUCCCGGGGCAGUAAGGAGGCGCGGGCGCGAGCGUCGGCGGCGCUGCACAACAUCGUGCACAGCCAGCCGGACGAUAAGAGAGGCCGGAGGGAGAUCAGAGUGCUCCACCUGCUGGAGCAGGUGAGACAUUACUGCGAGGCGUGUUGGAGCUGGCAGGAGAACCACGAGAGGGGCGUCGACCAGGAAGACAACCCCAUGCCGUCUCCAGUGGAGCAUCAGAUCUGUCCGGCCGUCUGUGUUCUCAUGAAGCUUUCCUUCGACGAGGAGCAUCGACACGCCAUGAACGAGCUCGGUGGGCUGCAGGCGGUGGCUGAGCUGCUGCAGGUGGACUGUGAGAUGUUCGGUCUGAGCAGCGAUCACUACAGCGUCACGCUGCGCCGCUACGCCGGCAUGGCGCUCACCAACCUGACCUUCGGAGACGUAGCCAAUAAGGCCACGCUGUGCUCCAUGAAGGGCUGCAUGAGAGCCAUGGUCGCCCAGCUCAAGUCCGAGAGUGAAGACCUGCAGCAGGUGAUAGCGAGCGUCCUGAGGAACCUGUCGUGGCGAGCUGAUGUGAACAGUAAGAAGACGCUGCGUGAGGUGGGCAGCGUGCGAGCGUUGAUGGGCUGCGCUCUCGAGGUUCAAAAGGAGUCGACUCUGAAGUCCGUACUGAGCGCGCUCUGGAAUCUGUCGGCUCACUGCACGGAGAACAAAGCGGACAUCUGCGCGGUGGACGGAGCGCUGGCGUUCCUGGUGGGAACGCUGACGCACCGCAGCCACACCAACACGCUCGCCAUCAUCGAGAGCGGCGGAGGAAUCCUACGCAACGUCUCCAGCCUCAUCGCUACUAACGAGGCACACAGGCAGAUCCUUCGUGACCACGGCUGCCUGCCGACUCUGCUGCAGCACCUGAAGUCUCACAGUCUGACCAUCGUGUCCAACGCCUGCGGGACGCUCUGGAACCUGUCGGCACGCGACGCCAAAGAUCAGGAGGCAUUAUGGGAGCUGGGCGCCGUGGGCAUGCUGCGCAAUCUCAUCCACUCCCGCCACAAGAUGAUCGCCAUGGGCAGCGCCGCCGCUCUGCGCAACCUGAUGGCCAACCGGCCGGCACGCUACAAGGACGCCAGCGUGGUGUCGCCGGGCGCCGGCGCCCCGUCGCUGCACGCCCGCAAACAGAAGGCGCUGAUCGAGGAGCUGGACGCCCAGCAGCUGUCCGAGACCUUCGACAACAUCGACAACUUGAGCCCCAAGGCGGCUCACAGGAAGGGGCGGGGCUGCAACGGCGCCGGCGGAGGAGCAGGAAGCACGACGCGCUCGUACGCCAUCACGCCCGUGCUGUCGAGUCCGAAGAACGGAGACGGAGCGAAGAGGCCGAGCGAGGAGGCGCCGUACGCCCGGCCGGUGUUCUCGCCCAGCGUGCGAGCGUCCAGCGACAGCCUCAACAGCGUCACGAGCGCCGACGGCUACGGCAACCGCGGCAAAACCAAACCAUCGUCCUCAGAGCCGUUCUACUCGUCAGACGAGAGCGGAGCCAACAGGUGCUGCGUCUACAGGAAGUACCCCGCCGACCUGGCGCACAAGAUCCGUAGCGCCAACCACAUGGCCGACGACGACGGCGCCGAGCUGGACACGCCCAUCAACUACAGCCUGAAGUACUCCGACGAACAGCUGAACUCUGGGAGGCAAAGCCCGAGUCACCGCGGCGGCAUCGAGAGCGACGAAGACGACGAGCAGGACGCCCGGCUGAGGAGGAGAAAUGACGCCGGCGACUCUGCGACGAGCGGCGGGCGCAUGAUGUCCGUACAGCCGUCACGCUACGUUGUCGUCACGGCAACAUCGAACUACAGCGGCGACGCGGCGAGCGAGCAGCCGAUUGACUACAGCCUGAAAUACGGCGCCGAUGCUCCUCGUAAGACUUUGUUCAAACCAGAAGAAAGCGCCGCCGCCUCGCUGCCCCCCCCCACGGCCUCCUCCGGCAGCAAGCCCCGCCCCCCUCCUCCCCCGGCCAAUCGGGCGGUGCCAAAAAGCAACCAGGAGAUGACACAGACGUACUGUGUGGAGGACACGCCCAUCUGCUUCUCGAGAGGCAGCUCGCUGUCCUCGCUGUCGUCAGAGGAGGAAGAGGAGGACGGUGAUGUCAUCGGGAGGAAGAGGAGAGGCGGGAGCGUCGUCGGCAACGGCGGCAACGACUACCCGACACUUCCUGUCAGCGAGAAGGACGAGCAGCAGCAGCAGCGGCAGCAGAAGGAGGCGGAGAGUCAGACCGCUGCCGCCGCCGCCGCAGCCGCCGCCGCUCCCUCCGCACGCGGAAGACGAGGUCAUCACCACCAUCACGGCCACGCCCACCAUCACCACCACCAUCAUGUGACAUCAUCGUCCGGCGCCAGGACUCCUAAAAGUCCUCCGGAGCAGCCGUACGCUCAGGAGACGCCGCUGAUGUUCAGCCGCUGCACGUCCGUCAGCUCCCUCGACAGCUUCUCCACCUCCUCCAUCGCCAGCUCCGUGCGCUCCAGCGAGCCGUGCAGCGGCGUGCCGAGCGGCGUGGUGAGUCCGAGCGACCUGCCCGACAGCCCCGGCCAGACGAUGCCGCCCAGCCGCGCCAAGACGCCGCCGCUGCUGCAGCCGCCGGCGCAGAAGAUUAAAGAAGAAGAAAAGUCCAAGAAAAAGGACGAGGAGGAGAGCAGCGCCGACGUCCUGCUGCACUUCGCCACCGAGAGCACGCCGCACGGCUUCUCUCGAGCCUCCAGUCUGAGCGCGCUCAGUCUGGACGAGCCGUACAUCGCGGCAGAGAUGAAGAAGAAAGAGGAGGAGGAGGAGGAGGCGCAGGGAGGGAGGGAGGAGAGGAAGGAGGAGGAGAAACAGGUCCUCGACGAAUCGGACGACGAUGACGACAUCGAGAUCUUGGCCGCGUGCAUCGACAUGGCCAUGCCUAAGUCGUCACGGAAACCAAAGAAACAGCAACAGGCGGCGCCACGGAAACCGAGCCAGCUUCCUGUCUACAAGCUCUUCCCGCCUCAGAGCCGCGGCCAAUCACAGCAGAGGAAGGACGUGGUGCCGCCCCCCGCGGAGGAAGUGCCCAGAGUUUACUGUGUGGAGGGAACGCCGCUCAACUUCUCCACCGCCACCUCGCUCAGCGACCUCACCAUCGACUCGCCACCCAACGAGGAGGCGGCGCCGGCCGUCGCGCCCGCGGCUCCGCCCGGCGCUGCCCAGAGGAGGCGGGCGGGACUUCCUGAGGGAGAGAACGGUGACGACAUCCUGGCUGAGUGCAUCAGCGCCGCCAUGCCCAAAGCCAAACCCAGGAAGCCCGUCAGAGCGGCUAACGGCGAGCACCUCCAAGCCCCGCCCCUCGCUCCCCCGCUGCCCCCCUCCGCCCCGCCUCCGCUCGGCCCGCAGCAGCAGAAGAAGAAACCGACGUCGCCGGUGAAGCCGAUGCCUCAGCGGGCGCCGUACAGCGUCGCGGCCAAAGCGAAACCAGGAUUCGCUUUCGACUCUCCUCGCCACUACACGCCCAUCGAGGGCACGCCGUGCUGCUUCUCACGCAACGACUCGCUGAGCUCGCUCGACUUCGACGAAGACGAAGGCGGCGCGGAGAAGGACGAAGAGGAGAAGAAAACAAAAGAAGAAGAAGGCAGGAAGAGGAAGCAGCAGACGGCGGCGGUUUUCCCUCGAACCAAACUUCCCUCGAACCCGCCGGACGAGCAGCAGAAGUUCUCCAUCGAGGACACGCCCGUCUGCUUCUCCAGGAACUCGUCGCUCAGCUCGCUCAGCGACAUCGACCAAGAGAACAACAACAAGGAGUUCGCCCCGCCGCCGCCGCCCGAAAAACAAGAUGGAGGCAAAGCCAAGUCCCCGCCCCAGCCGCCGCAGGCAGAGUCGAAGCCCCGCCCCCCCGCCGCCAGCGGCUACGCCCCCAAAGCGUUCCACGUGGAGGACACGCCCGUCUGCUUCUCCAGGAACUCGUCGCUCAGCUCGCUCAGCAUCGACUCGGAGGACGACCUCCUGCAGGAGUGCAUCAGCUCCGCCAUGCCCAAGAAGAAGAAGAAAGCCUCCGCCGCCACGCCGCUUCCUGUUCCCAAAUCAGACGACAACAUUCUGGCCGAAGAGCAGCCGUCGGAGGCACCUCGAAGCCCCGCCUCCCCUGACUCCGAGUCGUUUGAUUGGAAGGCCAUCCAAGAAGGCGCCAACUGCAUCGUCAGCAGCCUGAACGCCGCCGCCGCCGCCUCGUCUCUGUCGCGCCAGCCGUCCUCCGACUCCGACUCCGUGCUGUCGCUCAAAUCCGUCGGCUCGCCGUUCCGCCUGCCGACGGCCAACAACAACGCAGACGAGGAAGAGCAGGGGGAGAAGGAGGAGGCGCUGAAGCGAGGCGCCAAGAUCUUGAAGCCGGGAGAGCGCAGCACGCUGGAGGCCAAGAAGAAGAAGGAGGAGGAAGAGGAAGAGGCGGCGAAGGCGCUGCGAGGCGGGAAGAAGGUCUACAGGAGCCUGAUCACCGGGAAGCCGAGGGAGCCGGCCGCCAGGGGCCGCAGCAAGCCCCGAGCGGCCGCCGCGGCUAAAGCUCCGGGAAGCAGCGACGGCGCCGACAGAGGGGCGUCGUCACGAGACUCCACCCCCUCGCGCUCCUCGGCAGCCAAUCAGAAAGCAGGAAAGCUGUCGCAGCUGCCUCGCACCGCGUCUCCAGGAAGUGCGUCGUCGUCGACCUCCAGACCGGCCAAACAGAGCGGGACGGCGAGGAGCGGCGCCGGCAUCCCGAGGAGCGAGUCCGCCUCCAGAGUCGGCGCCAAGAAGCCGAAGGAGGCGGAGAAGCCGGCGCUCGUCCGCCAGUCGACCUUCAUCAAGGAAGCUCCGAGUCCCACGCUGAAGAGGAAGCUGGAGGAGUCCGCCGCCGCCGCCGCCGAGUCUCCCACCAGCCCCGACGCUCCGCUGCCGGCGAGCAGCAAGAGACACGACGUCAACCGCUCCCACUCCGAGAGCCCGUCGCGCCCGCAGGAAGCGACAUCAUCGCGCUUCAGCCGCACCGGCACCUGGAAGCGGGAGAACGGCGGCGGCGGAGGAAACGGCGGCAAACACUCGACCUCGUUACCCCGCGUGGGGACGUGGAAGCGGACGGGAAGCUCGUCCUCGGUGCUGUCGGCCUCGUCGGAGUCCAGCGAGAAGGGGCGGAGCGAGGAGGAGGGCGCCGGCCGCUCCAAAGGAACGUGGAGGAAGGCGAAGAGCGGCGAGGCGUCCGGGCGGAGCGGCGAGCAGCCGGAGGACGUGUGGGUGCGUCUGGAGGACUGUCCCGUCAACAACCCGCGCUCCUCCUCUUCCUGUUCGGCUCGCUCUCCCAGCGCCACCAACGCCCCGCCCGUCAUCGACAGCCCCGUCCCCAGUAAGAUCCCCUCCUCGUCCUCGUCUUCGUCCUCCAACCUCAACCUGCGCCGCAGCUGCGAGAGUCUCGACGAGAAGCCGCCGCCGCCGGAGCGGCCACAGCAGGCGCGUGGGCAGCAGCGUAGCGGCGCCGUGGCGGCUCGCGUCAGUCCCUUCAACUACACGCCGAGUCCCAGGAAGAGCAGCGCUGAGGUCAUCACCACGGCGACGCCCACCACCACCACCACGUCCUCCUCCACCACGCCCACACGGCCCUCCCUCAUCCCCACGCCCGUCACCAAGAAGCGGGAGCCGAAGGGAGAGGGAGGCGGAGCCGGCGGCGGCGGCGGCGAGCGCGGCUCGUACAUCGUCACGUCGGUGUGAAAAGAAAUGGGACACAAAAUGGCCGCCGCAGCCGGGACACAGAAUGGAGGACGUGUAAAUAUGACGUCAGUGUUUGUGGACUGUACAGGAAGUGAGUCUGUAUUUAAGUGCUAGCCCCGCCCCCUCGCCUCCCUCCUCCCCUCUCAUUGGCUCCUGUCACCUGUCAGUCAAGCUUCUUCACAGAUGAACUUUUUAUGUUUUUUAUACCACUAAAAUGUGUAGCGCUUAGCCCCGCCCCCUCUGCCUGUCACCCCGCAUGGCCCCGCCCCCACCUAACUGACCGUUACCAUGGUGACAUAACGACGACGAUGAUAACGAUGUUCCUGCUAGCGUAGCGUCCGAGCUCGUUCUGCUCACGUGUCAUGGUUUUAUUUUCAGGAAGUUUGUUCUAAAAACACAAAAACAUUAAAACAUUAAAAC